Molecule: messenger RNA, 1638 nt
Organism: Fusarium venenatum
Lineage: Eukaryota; Fungi; Ascomycota; Sordariomycetes; Hypocreales; Nectriaceae
Product: GMC oxidoreductase-domain-containing protein
Molecular function (GO): flavin adenine dinucleotide binding; oxidoreductase activity, acting on CH-OH group of donors
Source: RefSeq, a predicted model, not a curated record
AUGCAUGACUAUAUCAUAGUAGGAGGUGGCCUUUCGGGUUGUGUUCUCGCUAGUCGCAUUCGGGAGUACGAUGAACACUCCACGAUUCUUCUCAUAGAAGCUGGGAAAGAUACUCGUGGGCGGCCUGAGGUGCAAGACAUGCAGGUCUUGAACUUGGGGGGUGAAUUAGACUGGCAGUACGAGUCAGAGCCUGUUGCUGGUCUUGGUGGUCGACGGGUCACCCUCAACGCUGGGAAAGGCUUGGGCGGCGGUUCAGCAAUCAAUUCAGGUGGAUGGACUCGUGGUGCCUCAGUUGACUACGACGAAUGGGCAUCUCUUGUUGGCGAUGAUCGAUAUAGUUACAAAGGCCAACUGCCGUGGUUCAAGAAAUCCGAACGAUGGUUCGACGAUAAUGACCCCGUCCAGCAUGGUCAAGAUGGACCAAUGCGUAUCAACUGUGCAAAGGCUUCGAACCGUAUAUUCCCUCUCACUGAGCAGGCUGCUGCUGGCUGGGAAGAUCUCGGCAUUUGUACGCUUCCCAAUGGCGAUCAGAACACUGGAGACAACCUCGGUCGUGCCUAUAUCUGCGAGGCCAGAACUGAUGGCAAACGUGAAUGGUCCGCAGAGCAAUACUCUUUGGAGGGUGUCGAGAUUCGUCUUGAAGCGUCUGUUCAAAGAGUUAUCGUACAGGAAUCUAAUGGGAAGCUCAAAGCCACGGGUGUCGAGUUGGCAGAUGGUAGCGUUGUCGCUGGCAAGAACAUUAUACUGUCUGCCGGGGCGUUCCGUUCACCUCAGCUCCUCCAACUCUCGGGCAUCGGCUCAAGGUCUCACCUUCAAGAGUUUGGCAUCGAACCAUUGGUCGACAUGCCAGAAGUUGGUCAAAACCUGGCUGACCAUAUGAUAUUCUUUCAGCACUGGCGGUUACGCGAUCCUUCUGCAGGAUACACGCUGGGGUCAACGAAUCCUCUCUUUCAACGGCCUCAAUAUGCCCAAGGAGUGCCUGUGGAUUGGAUCGUCAAUACAAGUGUUGCAAGUGAUGGACUUGCUAGAGCGAUUGCGAUAGAUGAGGGUGUUCAGCCUGAAGCGUCCAAGCAUUGUCUUCUUGCCAAGAAGAGAACGUUCCUAGAGAACAUCGUGAUGUUCGCGAAAGUGCCUUUCCCUGGGGUUCCUGUCGAUGCAGAGCACAUCACGAGCGCGUUGGUGACCUUACUGCCAACCUCCAGAGGCUCUGUAACAUUGAAGUCAGGAAAUCCUGAUGAUCAUCCGAAAGUCAAUCUCAACUACUUAGCCACUGAGGUGGACAGACACGUCUUUCGCGAAGGACUGCGCCAGCUAGCAAGGUUCAUGCUCGAGUCUAAAUUCAGCGCGAAUAUCGUUGGCGAAUCGGUACCUGAAGGCCUUCCUGUUGAGCCUCUUAGUCUGGAUGACAAUAACGAAAGGCUUGACCAAAGACUAGCAAUGACCAGCGGUACAUCAUGGCAUCCAACCGGGACUUGCUCUAUGGGAAAGGUAGUCGACACGGAGUUUCGUGUUAGCGGGAUUGAAGGCCUUCGGGUUGUUGACGCGUCGGUUAUUCCUGUGCAGAUCAGUGCACACAUUCAAGCGCCUCUUUACGCGCUUUCGGAGCAGGCGGCGGCCAUCAUCACAGGAAAAGUAUAG